AUGGGUUUCACCGAUUUCCUCUCAGAUGCUGGUCUCAGCGUUCUCAACAGCUGGUUGACCACCCGUUCAUACAUUGUUGGAUACGCUCCAUCCCAAGCCGACGUUGCAUCCUUCAAGGCUCUCACAACCGCCCCAGACUCUGCCAAGUACCCACACGCAGCAAGAUGGUACAAGCACAUCGCUUCAUACACAGAGGAAUUCGCCACUCUCCCUGGUGACGCUUCCAAGGCAUACACAACUUAUGGUCCAGAUGUCGCAGAGGUCACUCUAAACCCAGCCAAGGCACCAGCCGCCGAGGAGGAGGAUGAUGAAGUCGACUUGUUUGGCAGUGAUGAUGAGGAGGAGGAUGCUGAGGCUGAGAGGAUCAGAAAUGAGCGUCUAGCAGAAUAUCGCAAGAAGAAGGAGGGUAAGACUAAGCCUGCUGCUAAGUCUGUUGUCACUAUGGAUGUUAAGCCUUGGGAUGAUGAGACCGACAUGAAGGAGCUCGAGGCAUCCGUUCGUGGCAUUGAGAAGGAAGGUCUUGUCUGGGGCGCUUCCAAGCUUGUCGCUGUUGGUUUCGGUAUCAAGAAGUUGCAGAUUAACUUGGUCAUCGAGGAUGACAAGAUUGGUCUCUCCGAGUUGCAAGAGGAGAUUGAGGAGUUCGAGGAUUACGUCCAAUCGACCGAUAUCGUGGCUAUGCAAAAGUUGUAG
This is a messenger RNA of Cadophora gregata, 690 nucleotides long. RefSeq names its product Translation elongation factor 1 beta (gene EFB1). Lineage: Eukaryota; Fungi; Ascomycota; Leotiomycetes; Helotiales; Ploettnerulaceae. The transcript has 5 exons. The coding region runs from base 1 to 690 and encodes 229 amino acids. Gene Ontology annotation, cellular component: eukaryotic translation elongation factor 1 complex; cytosol. Gene Ontology annotation, molecular function: guanyl-nucleotide exchange factor activity; translation elongation factor activity. Gene Ontology annotation, biological process: translational elongation. The record is from RefSeq and is a predicted model, not a curated record.